AUGGCCGAGGAGACCUUCCCCUUCACCUCGUCCACUCUGCGGGCUCUCCGCCUGCAGCGGGAGUGGCUAGAGUGGGAGGACCGGCGGCGGGCUGCGGCCCAGCAGUGCCGGAGCCAGAGGUGCCCCCCCAGCGCCCGGGCCCGACUCACCAGGCCGCGCCGCUGCUGCCGAGACCCAGCCGUGCACAACGCUCUGUUCUCCGGUGACCUGCAACAGGUCCAAGCCCUGUUCCAAGAGGAAGAUGCUGCCAACAUGAUUGUGGAGACUGUGAGCAACCAGCUGGCCUGGUCAGCUGAACAGGGGUUCUGGGUGCUGACCCCCAAGACAAAGCAGACAGCGCCCCUCACUAUCGCUGCCAGCCGAGGCUACACGGACUGUGCCCGCCACCUGAUCCGGCAGGGAGCUGAGCUGGAUGCCCGGGUUGGGGGGCGGGCAGCCUUGCAUGAGGCCUGCGCCCGGGCCCAGUCUGACUGUGUGCAGCUGCUGCUGACCUUCGGUGCCAAGGCCAACGUGUUGUCCGAGGAGGGCACAACCCCCUUGCACCUCUGUACAGCGCCUGAGUCCUUGCUGUGCGCCAAGCUGCUGCUGGAGGCGGGAGCGACUGUGAACAUGGCGGCACAGGACAGCGAGGUGACCCCCCUGCACGUGGCAGCGGCUCGCGGCCUGGAGGAGCACGUGGCUCUCUACCUAGAGCACGGAGCCAACGUGCACCUGCGCACCAGCCAGGGCGAGACCGCCCUGAACGCCGCGUGCGCGGGGGCCGAGGGCCCGGGCAGCGGCCGACAGCACCAUGCGGCCGCGCGCCGGCUCCUAGCGGCCGGGGCUGAUCCCCGCGCUGCCGGCCGCAAGCGCCACACGCCGCUGCACAACGCCUGUGCCAAUGGUUGCGGGGCCCUGGCCGAGCUGCUGCUGCGCCACGGCGCCUGCGCUGGAGUGCCCAAUGCAGCGGGCCACACGCCCAUGGACUGUGCCCUGCAGGCCGUGCAGGACGCCCCCAACUGGGAGCCCGAGGUCCUCUUCGCUGCGCUGUUGGACUACGGGGCCCAGCCUGUGCGCCCGGAGAUGCUGAAACACUGUGCUAACUUCCCUCGGGCCCUGGAAGUCCUGCUCAAUGCCUACCCUUGUGUCCCCUCCUGUGAUACCUGGAUGGAUGCAGUCCUCCCAGAGCUGUGGCAGGAGCACGAAGCCUUCUACAUCUCAGCCCUGAGCAUGGCGAACCAGCCGAGGCGGCUGCAGCACCUGGCCCGGCUGGCUGUGCGUGCUCAGCUGGGCAGCCGCUGCCGACAGGCCGCUGCCCACCUCCCCCUGCCCCCUGUCCUCAGGGACUAUCUGCUGCUACGUAUUGAGGGGCGUAUCCAGUGA
Molecule: messenger RNA, 1362 nt
Organism: Neogale vison (American mink)
Lineage: Eukaryota; Metazoa; Chordata; Mammalia; Carnivora; Mustelidae
Gene: ASB16
Product: ankyrin repeat and SOCS box containing 16
Exons: 5
Coding region: 1-1362 (453 amino acids)
Biological process (GO): neuronal action potential; intracellular signal transduction; negative regulation of delayed rectifier potassium channel activity
Cellular component (GO): axon initial segment; membrane; synapse
Molecular function (GO): transmembrane transporter binding
Source: RefSeq, a predicted model, not a curated record